AUCAUGGUUGUCACAUUCUUUUUGAUUACUGCUGGCCUAAAGUGCCAUCCAUUUUUUCAAAGCCUAUUGAUAAUAACCCCUUAACCAAUUUUUUGAUUGAUUAUUUAGUCCAGAAUUAUCGAGAGGGACACUGGAGAUUAUACUAUUACUCGUGUAUUUUCAAUAAGAAAAUAAAUAAAAUAAUUUCGUGUCGGAACAAAUACACCCAUCACUCUCUCUCUCUCCACCGACGCUCAUGAGAGAGAAUUCCCAACUGACACAAAAAAAUUCUCCACAGCAAACUGGCAAAGCGUAGACUUUCCCCCAAAUCAUUGAUCAAUUUUUAGAAACCAAUAUUCCAAAUUCCCGUCUCCCAGCUGUUUCCCUAUUCCCCAAUGCCAAUUUCCCACCAAUUUCCCACCCCAAACCCUAACUCCCUAUCCCCAAUUGCUUCGAUUUUCAGCUGGGUAUCAUCAAUCUGACGCAAUUGAACCCAAACCCUAGUCCGAGUUUCGAUAUUUUUUUUCCGUUUACGAGCUCAACACCUUUGAUUCAGCUCCCAAAAUGCUAGACCGGUGCUUAGGCUCGCGCAAGCUGUGGAAGAUCAAGCGACUCCUCCGUAACGGGAAGUUAACGCUCCUCUGCCUGGUCCUGACGGUGAUCGUCAUCCGCGGCAACCUCGGCGCCGGAAAAUUCGGCACGCCUCAGCAGGACCUCAUCGAGAUCCGCCAGCACUUCUACUCCGGCGGCCGCCGCUCCGAACCCCGCCGCGUCCUCGAGGAAGCCGUGACGGAGAACAACUACGCCACGUUCGACAUGGCCAAGAUCUUGGUCGACGAAGGUGAGGACGAAAAGAAACGUGAUCCAAACAAGCCUUAUAGCUUGGGUCCCAAGAUAUCUGAUUGGGACGAGCAAAGAGCUGAAUGGCUCGCGAAAAACCCUAGUUUCCCUAACUUCGUGGGGCCCAAUAAGCCUAGGGUUUUGCUAGUUACCGGGUCGUCGCCGAAACCGUGUGAAAACCCGGUUGGCGAUCAUUACCUGUUGAAGUCGAUUAAGAACAAGAUUGAUUACUGUAGGGUACAUGGGAUUGAGGUGUUUUAUAACUUCGCUUUGUUCGAUGCGGAGAUGGCUGGGUUUUGGGCUAAGCUCCCAUUGAUCCGGAAGCUCUUGUUGUCUCACCCGGAGGUCGAGUUUUUGUGGUGGAUGGAUAGUGACGCCAUGUUCACCGAUAUGGCGUUUGAGGUCCCGUGGCAGAGGUACAAGGAUCACAAUUUUGUGUUGCACGGGUGGAAUGAGAUGGUUUACGAUCAGAAGAAUUGGAUCGGGUUGAACACGGGUAGCUUCUUGCUGAGGAAUUGUCAGUGGUCUUUGGACAUUCUUGAUGUUUGGGCUCCGAUGGGUCCCAAAGGGAAAGUUAGAGAAGAGGCUGGAAAGUUACUCACUAAGGAACUUAAAGAUAGGCCGGUUUUUGAAGCUGAUGAUCAGUCUGCUAUGGUUUAUAUACUCGCAACCCAGAGGGAAAUGUGGGGGAAAAAGGUUUAUCUUGAGAGUGCUUAUUAUUUGCACGGUUAUUGGGGUAUUUUGGUCGAUAGGUACGAAGAGAUGAUUGAGACUUACCAUCCAGGUCUUGGGGAUCAUAGGUGGCCGCUUGUGACUCACUUUGUCGGGUGCAAGCCGUGUGGGAAGUUUGGUGAUUAUCCGGUGGAGAGGUGUUUGAAGCAGAUGGAUCGUGCUUUCAACUUUGGGGACAAUCAGAUUUUGCAAAUGUAUGGGUUUACGCACAAGUCGCUUGCUAGUAGGAGGGUGAAGAGAACCAGAAAUGAGACGAGCAACCCUCUUGAGGUUAAGGAUGAGCUUGGUUUGCUUCACCCUGCAUUUAAAGCUGUUAAAGUUGCGUCCUCUUGAGGGCAAAUGGAGGUGGUAUGUCUAAAUCAAGAUGGAGGUGCCUUUACACUAUUACGAUUCUUUGUUCGCUUUCUGAGUUGUAUGCAUUUUCUUUUGUAUUUUGGUGAUAUUUGAAACUUGUGGUACGUCUGGUUGCUGUAUUACUCGUUUAUCUCGAUCCCUAUGGUGUUGCUACUUACCAGUCUUUAAAUUACAUUGAUUUUGAAUAGAAAGCAAAGUCUAAUUUGUGCUA
Molecule: messenger RNA, 2116 nt
Organism: Rhododendron vialii
Lineage: Eukaryota; Viridiplantae; Streptophyta; Magnoliopsida; Ericales; Ericaceae
Product: xyloglucan 6-xylosyltransferase 2-like
Exons: 1
Coding region: 544-1884 (446 amino acids)
Biological process (GO): xyloglucan biosynthetic process
Cellular component (GO): endosome; membrane; trans-Golgi network
Molecular function (GO): xyloglucan 6-xylosyltransferase activity; UDP-xylosyltransferase activity; hexosyltransferase activity
Source: RefSeq, a predicted model, not a curated record